Molecule: messenger RNA, 3462 nt
Organism: Microstroma glucosiphilum
Lineage: Eukaryota; Fungi; Basidiomycota; Exobasidiomycetes; Microstromatales; Microstromataceae
Product: putative PRP2-RNA-dependent ATPase of DEAH box family
Exons: 2
Coding region: 59-3250 (1063 amino acids)
Cellular component (GO): intracellular anatomical structure; catalytic step 2 spliceosome
Molecular function (GO): ATP hydrolysis activity; RNA binding
Source: RefSeq, a predicted model, not a curated record
GCCACAUCCUUCUUACCUCGCUACAUCGCCAGCCAUACUCAUCCCUCGCGGCCACCAUAUGGCUCCUUCAGCCUCUCCUGAGGUGCGCCGCUGGAUAGGUGACCACUGCAUUGGAUUGUAUGGCCAGUCCAAUAGCGUCAUCGUAGACUUCGUCUGGGCCUCUGCCCUCAAGGCAAAGUCAGCCACCGACCUCUUCCACUCCCUCACCUCCCUCGAUCUUCCCGAUACACCCGAGGCGCAUAGCUUCGUACGACAGCUUUGGGCUAAGCUCCCGCAAAACCAGAUCUCCGCAAGCUCUGCGCAAGCUGGGUCCAGCCGCGCUGCCGCUCCCGGUGUUGGAAGCGCAGCCCAAGAUGCUUCAGGCGCCUCAGGAUCAAAGCGGUAUGGGCUGCUAGUUGACGAUGCUGGAGAGGAACAUUUGGCUAUCAAGCCCGAAAAGAAGAAGAGAAAGAAACUCAAAGACGAGGCGUUGGACAGAUCGCUAGACAAGAAGUUGGCGAUCGAUGGGGAGGCCGAGCCGGAAGAGGACGAAGAGAAGAAGCUCGAGCGCGAGAGGCUGAGGGAUCAACAGGAGCGGGACGAGUUCGCUGCUAGGAUGCGAGAGAAGGACAAGAGCUCUACGAAGAAGCUCGUAGAGGAUCACUCGAAUGCUAAAGUGAAUCCUGAGGCAGCCGCUCGACGUCUGCUGGCAGAGGAUGAGAAGGCGCGGCAGGCUGCGAUGCCCAACUUGCGAGAUCGUUCGCGUCAGGAGUACCUCGCCAAGCGGUCGCAGCAGCAGAUUGAUCUGCUCAGACUGGAGAUAGCCGAAGAAGAACGCUUCUUCAAGGGAGUCAAGCUUUCGAAGAGAGAACAAAGGGAGCUGGAUUACAAGAAGGAAGUUUUGCGUCUGGCCGAGGAAAGGGAGAGGAUACAGGAUGGAGACGAUGGCUAUGCGAUGCCCGAAGACUACAUUACGGAGCAAGGGAAGCUGAGCUCUAGGAAGAAGGAGGCAGCGCUCUAUAAGAGAUAUGAUGAUGCCAAGGCCGAGAGAAACGCGCAAGCAAGUCAUAUCACAGAUGUGGACCUCUUCGAGAAGGAGCAGAUCGAUCGCUCUCGGAUAGUGGUUGACAAGUCUGGCAUGUCAACAGGAGAAGCCGGCGUCGAGGCUGGAGAGUACGACUACGUAUUUGAUGAGGAGCAGACCAUCAAAUUCGUCAUGGACUCUGCCAACAAGCUCAACGGCAGUAUGAAGCCCGAAGACAUUGAGCUACAGAAGCGGAUAGCCGAUUCCGAGGCAAAGGCCAACUCCAUUGAAGAGACGAGGAAGACCUUGCCCGUCUAUAAGCUGCGCGAAGACUUGAUGGAUGCGAUUGCGCAACAUCAGAUUCUCAUCGUCGUCGGAGAGACUGGCUCGGGCAAGACUACCCAGCUGCCCCAAUUCCUCCACGAGUACGGUUACACCAAGGGCGGAAUGAAGGUGGGCUGUACUCAGCCGCGAAGAGUUGCGGCCAUGAGUGUUGCAGCUCGAGUGGCCGAGGAGAUGGGCGUCAGGCUCGGUCGAGAGUGUGGCUACAGCAUUCGAUUCGAGGACUGCACGUCCGAGGAUACCGUAGUCAAGUACAUGACCGAUGGAAUGCUCCUGCGAGAAUUUCUGACUGAACCAGAUCUCGGUGCCUACUCAGCUUUGAUGAUCGACGAAGCUCACGAGAGGACGUUGAGUACGGAUGUCCUCUUUGGUCUAGUCAAGGACAUCGCUAGAUUUCGGCCGGAUCUCAAGUUGAUCAUAUCCAGCGCUACGCUGGACGCGGAGAAGUUCAGCGAGUUCUUCGACAAUGCCCCGAUCUUUUACGUCCCCGGACGUCGUUUCCCCGUCGAUAUACAUUAUACCCCUCAACCAGAGGCGAACUAUCUGCAUGCAGCAAUCACUACGGUAUUCCAGAUCCACACUACACAACCGCUCGGUGGCGACAUCCUGGUCUUUCUCACUGGUCAAGACGAGAUUGACAGUGCAAUGGAGAGUAUACAGGAGACUGCAUACGCUCUCGGCAAGACGGUCCCUGAGCUCAUCGUCGCUCCGAUCUAUGCUAAUCUGCCGAGCGAGAUGCAAGCUAAAAUUUUUGAGCCCACGCCAAAGGCCGCAAGAAAAGUCGUCCUGGCUACCAACAUUGCGGAGACUUCUAUCACCAUUGAGGGUGUCGUCUACGUGAUAGACCCCGGCUUUGUCAAGCAGAACUCAUACAACCCAAGGACCGGUAUGUCGUCUCUGACUGUGGUCCCCUGCUCCCGAGCCGCCGCCGACCAGAGGGCUGGUCGAGCUGGGCGGGUUGGUCCAGGCAAGGCCUUCCGUCUCUUCACGAAGUGGGCCUUUCAGAACGAGCUCGAUGCUAACACGACUCCUGAGAUUCAGCGGACGAACUUGUCAAACGUCGUGCUGCUACUCAAGUCGCUCGGAAUUAACGACAUCCUGAACUUUGACUUUCUCGAUCCGCCGCCGACGGAUACUCUGAUGAGGUCAUUCGAGCUCCUCUACGCCCUGGGCGCCUUGAACGACAAGGGCGAGUUGACGAAGCUUGGCAGAAGGAUGGCCGAGUUUCCCAUGGACCCGCAGCUAUCGAAAGCGGUCUUGGCUAGCGAGUCUUACCGCUGCACAGACGAGGUCUUGUCAAUCGUCUCGAUGCUCUCAGAAAGCUCUGCUCUCUUCUUCCGACCCAAGGACAAGAAGCUCCACGCAGACAAGGCUCGCGCGGCCUUUGUCCGGCCUGGUGGGGAUCACUUUACACUUCUACAAGUGUGGUCUGACUUUGUCGAGAAUGGCUUCUCGCAUAGCUGGUGUAUGGAGAACUUUGUUCAGCCAAAGGUGCUGGGUCGAGUGCGAGACAUUCGAGAUCAGCUAGCUCAGCUCUGCGAGCGAGUCGAAUUGGUCCCCGAGUCGAAUGAGAAUCCCGGCGAUAUCAGUCCGAUCCAAAAGGCCAUCACCGCGGGUUUCUUCAUGAACUCGGCGAGACUAGGCGGCGACUCCUAUCGGGCGAUCAAGCAGAAUCAAACGGUGCAUAUCCACCCUAGUUCAUGUCUGUACCAACACAUUCCACCACCGCGGUACCUCGUCUACUUUGAGCUAGUGGAGACGUCGAAGAAUUUCAUGAGGCAGGUCAUGGAGAUCAAAUCUGAGUGGCUGCUAGAGGUGGCCAAGCACUUUUUCAAGAGGGAAGAGCUGAUGGACGACAAGAGCCGUAAGCAGAUCAAGGGCGUAGGGAUCAGCAGCGGCGCGUAAUGAUUGUAUUGGUCUCGUCACCCCCACACCCAAAUGUAAGAUCAGAAGGAGGCAGUGCGCCUGUGCCAUUGAUAAGCAACCCAACUGCCCUUUCCGAUGCCGAGUUGCGCGCGGUGGUGACUCUCCAAUCGCCGAGGCUGAGCAAUGAGGCCCCGCCCGGCGCGAGGACGUCAGGAUUUAUCAAAGGGCCACCCCCUCGUCCGUCCGUCUCU